CAUUUCUCCUUUCUAGUCAGUGACGCUUGUGUAUCGCGUACGUGACGCUGGUUUGGUUCCUUUAUGAAUUUUUUACACUUUGAAUAUCCCAUUUGACAACACAACACUGUUUGGAAAUUGACAGUAACCUAGAUUUCUCAGACUGAACCCGAACUCCGUCCGCUAUAACGUUUCUGGAUCUGUUCUGAAUGUGAUGUGCUAGAGUUCGUCCGAGGCCAGCCGAUCGUUUUCGCCGAGUUAACCUUGAGAGACAAGAGCGAGAGAGGGAGUGAGUUAGGGAGCGAGCGAGAGAGACAGAGGGCCACUGAGCGGCGAGCGAGAGCGAGACGGAGAUAGUCUGAGCACGAACGAGCGAGAAAGAGCGAAGCAAGAUGUUCGCGAUAAUGCAAGUUGAAACGGACGAGAGAAGGGAGUUCAGGCGGAAGAUGAGAGCCAAGUGCGAGUUCGUCUGCAAGUAUUGUCAGCGCCGGUUCACCAAACCUUACAACCUCAUGAUACACGAAAGAAGUCAUAAGGACGAUGUUACCUUUACAUGCGAAGUCUGCGGCAAGACUUUCAAACGGCAAGACAACCUCAAACAGCACAGGACCAUUCACAGCCCGACUUGCAGGGCGGCGGGGAACUUCAUGUCUAGGUUAUAAAAGCAAAACUUUUUCUUUUGCCAUAUUACUACAUUUAAUUUAAUUUAUUGUUUUAAAAUAGCUUAAUAUCAAACCGCAUUAAGAUAAAUUCCCUUGUACGAAACUCCGACUCUUUGGCCGUUGUCAAAGAUCGUUGGGAGUAGGUCGCCCUGUUUUUCUAGUCUCGACAAACAUCAGAAGGCCUGAGACAUCAUUGAAAAUAAUUACUUAAUUAACAGACGGAUUAAUGUGUAAAUAUGUUAUUUAUAUUAUGCUUUACUAGUUUACCAUUUUUUGUGUGAAAAAAAAUUAUUUACCUGACAAAAAUAAAUUUUUUAAAUUGUUUACAAAUGUACUGAUAUAAUUAAUUGUUUAAAUUAAUAAAUUUAGAAACGCAUAGUGAAUUAUAAGGGGAGAAAUGCAAUAUAAACAAACUUUACGACGUGCUUCCGAAUCCCAGUGUAAUAUAGAUAAUAACAAUUAUAUUUAUAGAUUUAUAUAAAAAUUAUAUAUCCAAGUUUUUUAAAUAGUGUGAGCAACGCGCAUCAAAAAUAGCUUAUAAAAUACAGUUAUUUAAUUAAAACUGUUUUAAUAUUAUUUAUUUCUUUUUUUUUCUUGUGUAAAAUAUUAGAAUUACCCUUAGGUAAUAGAGCAUAUUUAAAAAACUUACAAAGGAAGUUAAAUGAUUAGAUAUAGACAGAAGUACAUAUUUGAGAUUUAUUUUGUAAUUUUGUAUAUAAAUUCAUGUUAAUAAACUGGAAAAAACUGUACAA
Molecule: messenger RNA, 1393 nt
Organism: Cimex lectularius (bed bug)
Lineage: Eukaryota; Metazoa; Arthropoda; Insecta; Hemiptera; Cimicidae
Gene: drm
Product: protein drumstick
Exons: 3
Coding region: 372-641 (89 amino acids)
Biological process (GO): embryonic pattern specification; regulation of transcription by RNA polymerase II; embryonic hindgut morphogenesis
Cellular component (GO): nucleus
Molecular function (GO): RNA polymerase II transcription regulatory region sequence-specific DNA binding; DNA-binding transcription factor activity, RNA polymerase II-specific
Source: RefSeq, a predicted model, not a curated record